ACACCACUUCGGCGGAGUUGCCAGAUCAUUUGCAAAAGCGAUGGUUCGCAUAAAAAACAGAUAUAUAGCAGUGCAGAUUGUGCCCUUCACGCCCACACAAUCACUGCGUCUCAAUGACAACAGCCUGGCCAAAAUUCUGUUGCAAAAUGUGGAGAAAUACUAUGGGGUCUACGGCCUAGGAAUGAUCGAGCAGGGAUUCCGAGUGAAGUACAUCAAUGAUCGCACCAAAAUAGCAAUCAUACGGUGUCUGCAUCGUGGUCAACGCUUUGUGUCCAGCAUUUUACCAUUAAUUACUCUGAUCGGAGAUGUACGGGCCAAGUUUAGGACCCUCUAUAUCGGUGCCACCAUUAUCCAAUGCAACAAGUUCAUAGUCAAGCACCAGAAAAAGUUCCUGGACCGCGCCAUGGGUCAGAUAACAUCCGCCAAGGAGCGACAGGAUCUCUUCAAGCGAGUAAUGGAGCUCGACAUGGAUAGAUAACAUAUAGAGGUUGUUUAGCGUAUAAUUAAGUAAUUAUAGUAUACGAUUUUCUUGUAGAAAACCAAUCUCCCAAUUCGACUAAACCGUU
Molecule: messenger RNA, 566 nt
Organism: Drosophila subpulchrella
Lineage: Eukaryota; Metazoa; Arthropoda; Insecta; Diptera; Drosophilidae
Gene: Pop5
Exons: 3
Coding region: 41-478 (145 amino acids)
Biological process (GO): tRNA 5'-leader removal
Cellular component (GO): ribonuclease P complex
Molecular function (GO): ribonuclease P RNA binding
Source: RefSeq, a predicted model, not a curated record